AUGAAUUGUUCUCUUGCAGAACUUAAACGAUUGAUUGUCGAAAAAUCUUCACGAUCAGGAACACAUACACAUCAUCCAAAAGACGAUUAUGAUUUAAUUAUUAGUAAUUCUACGACACAUGAAGAAUAUAAAGAUCAUUCUGAUAUGAUUCCACGAAAUACAAGUGUUGUUGUAGCUCGACGUAUCCGUGGUGCAUUUGAAUCAUUAACACCUUUAACAAAUCAAAGACUAGUCGUAUCAUCCGAUGAUAUUAUUAAUGAAUAUCUUCGACCUGCUAUAUUCCAACCAACACAAGUCACAACAUCUGCGACAACAAAUGCAUCUCAAUCAUCUGUUGUUGAUAGUCAAGGUAUUCCAUUGGAAAUGCUUACUCAAAUCUCAAAUAAUACUACAACGUCUGAAAUGAGUGAAGAUGAAAAAAUUAGAGAAGUUGUUAAAACUUCUCAAUCUCGAUAUUUACCAUCACAUCGAACGAAUAAUUCAUAUACGUGUUAUAAUUGUAAACAACCGGGUCAUAUAAAAAGUCAUUGUCCUCUUCUUCUGCAGUCUUCAUCUACAAAUUCCAAUGGUAAUACAAUUGGUUCAUUAUUUUCCAGUGGUGAUCAUUCAUCAACGACUGACAAUAUACAAGCGACAGGUUCAGGUUCAACGACACAAACAAAUUCUCAUUUUGGUAAACAUCAAUCAUAUCAUCGUAACAAUCAUCAUCAUCAUCAACAACAACAUGGAAAUCGUUCUCAUCAUCGUGGAUCAGGACAUUCACAAUCAAUGGCUAAAAAUACAACAGGUAUACCACGUGAUGGUCUUAUUCAAAUUCCAAGACAUAUACCGGGUGCAUACAGAGAUCCACAUGGUGCAUCUGUUGUACCACGACCAAUGGCUCAAUUAUUUAUUGAAAAAACAGAAAAGAAAGCUGAUGCAUUAGCUCUUCGAGCUCGUCAAUUUCAAGAGAAAGGUGUUCUACCACCAGCUCCACCUCCGUCCAUGUUACCAAUAAGAUCUACUGAUGAAGAAACACCUCCUGAUGAUCUUCUAUGUCUUCUAUGUAAACAAAUUUAUAAUGAUGCUGUUAUAACACCAUGCUGUCAUAAUAGUUUUUGUGAUGAAUGUAUUCGUACUGCUUUAGUUGAAAGUGAAGAUCAUGAAUGUCCUCAAUGUCAUCGUCAACAUGUAGCUAUUGAUCAAAUAAAUCCAAAUUUAUUUUUACGAAAACAUGUUGAUCGUUGGCGAGAAGAACGACAACAGAAAUCAUCUUAUUCAUAUAUGUCACCAUCAUUACGAACACCUGGAUCAAUAAAUAUUCUAAAUUCAAAUGAUAUUGAUGAAUAUGAUGCAGCUCUUCUUUCUACAGUUACACAACAAUCGACUUCAUCAGUUAAAACCGCACCAAUUGUUAUUAAAAUGCAACCAUUAGGACGAAGUCAAUCACCACAAUUAAUUGUUUCAACAAAACCAGCUGAUAUGACAUUUGAAGAUGGAAAAGUAUCGGAUUCAGAUCAUAUAACAUCAAGUGAAAAAGAUGUUAAUUCUCGAUUUUUACUAACUAAUGAUAAUAUAAAUGAAGAAAUAUCAAAUAUAACAACUGAUAUAAAUACUCCAGAAUAUGAAAAAUCUAAUUGUCGAACUCCUCCAUCACAAGUCAUACCAGUAAAUACAAUAGUUUCAUCACCAUCAACAACAACAACAGCAAUAGCAGCUACACCAUCAGUUAUACCACAUUAUUAUCCAAGUCCAUCACAUAUUCCACCUCAUCAACAACAUAUUCAUCAUGGCCUUAUGUAUCCUCAACAGAUUCCACCAACAUCAUCAACAAGUUAUUAUCCCAUGCAACCUAACUAUUAUCCUCCACCAAUGCAUCUUCCAUAUCCUCACGGUGUUCAUCAUCCAAUGGGUGCUCCUUCAAUGUUACCAGGCAGAGGUUUGCAUCAUUAUUCUGCUCAUCCAUCAUAUCCAUUACCUCAUCAUCAUUCAAUUGGUCCACCACAUAUGCAACCAAAUUCAUUAAAUGGUUAUCAUGUUACACAUUAUGAAACAGCAAAUGUAUCUUCUCUUCAUCAUCCAGGUCCAGGAUAUGCAGCAACAUCAACAUCAACAGUUAUUGCUCAUCAUCAUCAAACAGGCUCUCAAUCAGUACCAACAUCAAUAGAAACAGGUCUUUCUAAAAAUGAAUAUUAUAUGAGACAGCGUCAUCUUCAACAAACUAAACGAUCGACUAGUCGUCAUCGUUCACGUUCUUUAUCUUAUUCAUCUUAUACAAGCAGUGAUUCUCGUAAUUCAUCAUUUUCACGACGUGAUGAUCAACAUCGUCGACGUCGUCCUCAUUCAUCACGCAGUCAAAAUCCUCAACAAACAAGCAAUCGUCGUCAAGGUGAUGGUCGUAUAAAAUCACCAAAUCGUGAUAAUUAUCGACAAAAACAACGAUCACCAGUUAGACAUCGAUCACCAUUACAUCGAAAUCGUCCACGAGCUUCUCCUAUUAAGGAUAAUCAAUCAUCAAAACAUGGAAGAUCACCUCCUCAAUCAUCUAGAUCAACUCGUGAUCGAGAAAAACGUCGUACACCUCGUCCACCACCAACAAUUCAACAAACAACUCAACGUACUAUUGUUUAUAUGCAUGAAUCAUCAUCUUCAAAACAACAUUCCGAUCGUAAUCGUGAUCACCGUCGAACACGAACUCCUUCAAAACAUCGUUCAGAUGUAAAUGAUAGUCGAAUUGUUUUAUCAUCUAAAACAGAACAGAAAAUACAAUCUGAAUCAGUACGUUCUUCAUCACCCGUAACAGUAUCAUCAGAUCAACGACCUCGAUCACUUGCAUCUAAAAUUGAACCAGUUAUUGAUGAAAAACCUUCGACUUCAGUCCUAUCAAAUUCUUCGAAUAAUAGAACAGUUAUUGAUUCAAAUAGUAAAACAAUUAUUGAUGAAAAACCUUCUUCUUCAACCCUAUCAAUUUCUUCGGAUACUCGAACAGUUAUUGAUUCAAAUAGUAAAAUAGAAGAAAAAGAUUCUAAUAAUGAAAAAAAACGUAAAAAACAUCAUCAUCAUCAUCAUCAUCAUAAAAAGCAUCGUCGUCAUAGUUCAAAAAGUAAAAAGAAUAAUCCCAGUGAAGACAAUGAUAUAAAAACAUUUGUCGAUGAUAGAACAUCUAUUAUUCAAGCCCAGUAA
This is a messenger RNA of Adineta steineri, 3162 nucleotides long. The record is from the annotation of a GenBank genome assembly. Lineage: Eukaryota; Metazoa; Rotifera; Eurotatoria; Adinetida; Adinetidae.